AUGUCACCUCGUCAUUAUAAAGGCCCAAAGAACGGCGUCAUAAAAGCUCAAUCAGCGGUUAGGGGCGAUAAAAAACUCUCCAACCUCGCAGACCAGGGUCUUUUGGCACUUGGAGAUAUCAUUUCUCGGUCCAAGAAAGAUGAUUGCGCGCAACAAGCUGUAUCUGUCGGUGUGAUAAAUGAAUUCACAAAUCAUGAAGACGCCACAUAUCAUCAUACGAGUACCACAGAUGAGCAACGCCCCGAGCCCAAAGAUCAGACUGAAUAA
Messenger RNA from Penicillium cosmopolitanum, 267 nucleotides. RefSeq lists its product as uncharacterized. The transcript has a single exon. NCBI's taxonomy places the organism in Eukaryota, Fungi, Ascomycota, Eurotiomycetes, Eurotiales, Aspergillaceae. The coding region runs from base 1 to 267 and encodes 88 amino acids. The record is from RefSeq and is a predicted model, not a curated record.